UCAUACAACAGCUCCCUCUGUCCGGGGAAGAGUUAUCCACCCCUACCGAAAGUAAUGGAGCAUUUGCACAGGAGAACCAGUUGAUAGUAAAUUCUUCCCACCAGGAGAAUCACUUAUCUGACGGGCACCAGCAGACUGACUCCCACUCCGAAUUGUACAGUCAUUCAGCCAAUGAGGUCCAUUCAUCUUCAAAUUUAGACCAAUCGGAAGUCAACAAGACUGGCUUAGGCAUGGCCUUGAGUCUGCUGAGCCAGUCGAAUCAGCAGGACCAGUCUUCAAACUGUCAGCCUAGCGUCACCAUGGCGAUGAACCUCUUGGCUCAGGUGGCGCAUUCCGAAUCUCAGAGUCAGUCUGUGGACUGCCAGCCGAACGUGACGCUGGCCAUGAGUCUGUUGAAUCAGGUGUCUAAUGCCAACGUCAUACCGCAUGACGAGUGUGACACGGAACAGGGCGGGGUCGCGUCUCUAGCGUCCCUGUCUUCGUCUCUAGCUGGGCAAGAUGGCUUCCCAUCCGUGCCCGCCAACAUGGCUCACAUGUUUCAGUUCAGCAGUCCGGGAGUGCCGUCUGCCUCACAGACACAGAUGCUUCCAGCCAUCACUUUCUCUCCGGACGCCGAGGGGCAGCAGAACCUUCCCACCAGAGUCUACAUGUCUAGUCCCAUCACCAUGGUGCCCAUGUCACAUGACCAGCAAGACAAGAAUCACCAUGACCACCUGACCUCUCCGAGUCCGGCUGCAUUAGCAUUGGCAAACAUGUCUGUGAUUGACAUGCUGUUGAAAAGUCACGGAACUGAGCUGCAUGCUGCUGAAAAAUCUGCAGAUGAUCUACCUACUAGUCUAGCCAAAACACCGGCCAUUAGUGGCCACUACUGUGUGGAGUGCAAUAAUACAUACAAAGAACCGUGCAAGUUCCAUAUUACUGAUUACAUGCACCUCACUGAUACUCCCUUACUGUCCAGGGCCAGAGCGUCACUGCCGCUGACGUUAAACCUACAGAAAUCCAGUUUAAAUGGACAUUUCAGUGAUGUGGGUGUGUUCUGUAACGAAACUGUCAAGCUGAGAACUCUUCUAGGGCCACUUGUUGGAAAACCUGUACCAUGUGACAUGUGGCAAAGUGGAAAAAAGUUUGUGUUUUGGAAGAUAUUUUUUGAAGAUUAUUUUUCUGUACUGGACAUCAGUGAUGAAGAUGAAUCUAACUGGCUGAUGUUUGUGAAACCAGCACGCAAUGCCCUCGAACAGAACUUGGUAGCCUUUCAAAAAGAUGAGGAAAUCUACUUUGUCACCUGCAAGGAUAUUGAGCCUGGACAAGAAUUACUCUUCUGGUAUGCAAAGGAUUAUGCAAAGUUGUUAGGAUUAAGUCCAAAACCAAGACGUAAUGGUACUUCGUAUUGUCCCUAUUGCUGUGUGUGUGAAAAGGUGUUCCCUGACCGGAAAUCCUUGAAACUGCACAAGAAGGAAGAACAUCCCAACCUGACUGAGCGGAAGUGGGCGUGUCAGUUCUGUCACCAUCGGUUCACAUCGUCGGCGAAGCUGAACACCCACGUGAUCGCGCUGCACCUGCAUUUCAAGCCGUUCUACUGCCGUCACUGCGGAAAACAAUUUGCUGACCAGAGCAAUCUCCGACACCAUAUGAAUAUACACACAGGUGAGAAGAAAUUUGUCUGUGAAACGUGUCAGAAAUCGUUCCGACAGAAAGCCCACCUGACGGCCCACAAACUGGUGCACACUGGAAUCAAGGCGCUUCAGUGUCAGUACUGCUCCGUGAAGUUCGCACGCCGCUCGGACCUCAAGCAACACGAGUACCAGCACACCAAGGAGAAAGUCUACCCGUGCAGCGAGUGCAUGAAGGUCUUCUACAAGCUGCAGAACUACAACAAGCACGUCAAGAUUCACAACAACGAGAGGAACUAUCACUGCCAGCACUGCCCCAAGACGUUCGUCACCAGCUAUCACUUGAAGAGGCACCUCAAGGCGUGCAAGGGUCUCAAGAACGCCGCGAUGAAGAUGACGGCUGAUGCCGAUGACGUCUUGUUUGAAGAUUUCAAUGACAAUGCCGACGAUGAUGAAGACGGUAUUGCGAGGAUUAUCGCUGAUGUGGCACCGUCUGAAGGGUCGGGUGUGUUCGAGUCUGGGGGGACGCGGCGCAGUCAGAGGAAUGUAACUCGGAUUAACCUGGAGGAAACGUGAGGUUGAUGAUUUAAGAAGGAUUUCCGACUUGAGAUGUUCUAUGACCACUUUCAAAAAUGCAUACACUGUUGUGGUUGUAUGAUCCCUGCAGUCGCUCAGCACACAGAUGUUUCGAUGCUGCAUGGUGCCAUCGGCCUGUCGUUGACAUGCGACGAACGGGUGUAGGGUUGCUUGUCGAUUUUCCCAGUGGAAGCUUUGAAUUUCAUCUUGUACUACAUAAGAGUAAUUUUCCGCAAAGUCUCCCUGAAUUAGGAUAUCCUCCAUUGGUGUCAUAGAAGUCUUUAAACUCUUCAUGUACUGACUUUGGGAUUUAGCUGUAUAACUAUGGCGUGUCAGUUUGAAUAUUUGCGUUGCUAAGUUGUCAAUAAAAUCGUCUCUGGGUUCUGUAAUGGUAACCAACUCUGUUCUGUCUGUACUCACCCACUGUCUAUAUGUUACCACUUCAACAUCACUCAGUUCAUCACAUUGAUUAUGGUAAUCAAUUAGGCAUUGCUGCCCUGGGCGGGCUAUAUCUCGGGAAACCGCUGGACCGAUCUCUAUAAAAAUUGGAAUAUGGGUGAGGGUGAGGUGACAUCCAUUGGGUGAUUUGACAUGGAAUGACCCAUCUUUGACAUGUGCUUCAGAUAAAGGAUUGACAUGAUUCAUGUUGGUAUUCAGCAUAUUUUCUGCCGCAUCCUAGCUGUUUUCCAUAUUGUUUGGUUUACAUGUAUUAAGUUAUUUAUUUACAUGUAAUUGUUUUGUUUGAAAACUACAUGCCCACCAGCUUGGUGAAAAGGACAAAGUAGCCAAAACCCUGUUCCCUGUGAAAACCAGGCAAACAAAUAUUAUGACCCCUGGGAAAUAAAUGCACACCGUGUAAACCAGGCAGUCAUUAAACUGUAAGGGUUUAUGUUAAUGUUUUGUCAAACCACAAUAAACUAAAAUCCCUUGGGUUAACCAAGCAGAUUUAAUACAUACUUAAGUAAUAUGCAUCCAGAAUUCUGCCAGUUAUGUUAUGCACAUAUAUAUCUGAAAUCUGCAACUUUAAUUUAAUUAAUAUUUAUAUACACUUUUUGAUAUUAAUUAGUAAGUAUGGCCUGUUCUUGUAGUCCAUCCUUUUUAAAAACGUCCAUAUAAAUGCACAUCUUUGUAGAAAAAACAUGGGGUUUUUUCCUGUUCCACGUGAUCUGAAAUUGUAAUAAAACUAACAGCAGACUAUGAAAUUGAUCUUUAUACUUAGGGAUGGGUGAGUGGGUGCUUAAGUUAUUUAUUUACAUGUAAUUGUUUUGUUUGAAAACAUUCAAACAAGUAUGACAUCAUAAACAGAAAGUAUUAGGUCAUAGCCCAGCGUAAACUGUGACAUCAUAACCAAAUAGCAAGUGCUACAUAAGCUCUCACAACCCAUUAUGAGAAAUUAUUCAAAGUAGGUAAAUUCAUUAUACCACUUUUAUCUGCAACCAACCUUGUCAUCACUGUAGCAAAAAUAAAUUGGUUUAAAUUUUAGCUUACAUAAUUUAUUAUAUUUUAUUAAUACAAUACAAGCAUAUGUAUAAAUAAAUCCUAUAGCCUAUAUAUAACACAGAUACCUACAUCAGACCAGCCCAU
Gigantopelta aegis is the source of this 3770-nucleotide messenger RNA. Its product is annotated as PR domain zinc finger protein 4-like. Gene Ontology annotation, molecular function: protein binding. The record is from RefSeq and is a predicted model, not a curated record. Gene Ontology annotation, cellular component: nucleus. The coding region runs from base 231 to 2186 and encodes 651 amino acids. The transcript is spliced from 8 exons. NCBI's taxonomy places the organism in Eukaryota, Metazoa, Mollusca, Gastropoda, Neomphalida, Peltospiridae.